AUGUCUUUUUUCAGUUGGUACAAAAAUCAUUUAUUCCGAAGACCAAUUCUAAUACAAACCAUUACUACUGGAACAUUAUUUGCUGCAGGAGAUAUUAUAGCACAACAAAUUGUUGAACAAAGAGGGUUAAAAUCUCAUAAUUUUUAUAGAACUUUAAGACUUGGAGGAUUUGGUUUAUGUAUAGCUGGUCCAUCCACGGCUAUCUGGUAUCGUACUUUAGACCGGGUUAUUACAAUUAAAAAUCCCAUGUUAGGACUAUUAACGCGUGUCACUUUAGAUCAAGCUAUAUUCGCACCAUGUUUUAUUACAACAUUUUUCGUGGGUCAGGCAUUAUUAGAAGGUCAAGAAAACUCUCAAAUUUUAGAAAAGCUUGGAGAUACUUUAGUACCUACUUUAAUUAAUAAUUAUAAAUUGUGGCCGGCUGUACAAUUGCUCAAUUUUCAUUUUAUUCCAUUGAAUUAUAGGACUUUAGUUGUUAAUUGUGUUGCACUUGGCUGGAAUACUUAUUUAUCUGUUAUCAAUAAGAAAAGUUCCGACAAAGUGAGUGUUAAAUAG
Rhizophagus irregularis DAOM 181602=DAOM 197198 is the source of this 555-nucleotide messenger RNA. RefSeq lists its product as uncharacterized. Gene Ontology annotation, cellular component: membrane; cytoplasm. The record is from RefSeq and is a predicted model, not a curated record. NCBI's taxonomy places the organism in Eukaryota, Fungi, Glomeromycota, Glomeromycetes, Glomerales, Glomeraceae.